Messenger RNA from Oncorhynchus kisutch (coho salmon), 2226 nucleotides. It is a transcript of the gene plxnb2a.3, whose product is annotated as plexin b2a, tandem duplicate 3. The record is from RefSeq and is a predicted model, not a curated record. The transcript has 9 exons. The coding region runs from base 655 to 2226 and encodes 523 amino acids. Gene Ontology annotation, molecular function: semaphorin receptor activity; protein binding. Gene Ontology annotation, biological process: regulation of cell shape; semaphorin-plexin signaling pathway; regulation of GTPase activity. Lineage: Eukaryota; Metazoa; Chordata; Actinopteri; Salmoniformes; Salmonidae. Gene Ontology annotation, cellular component: plasma membrane; semaphorin receptor complex.
CGUGUGAGUAAACUGAUCCGUACAGGCUCGGUCUAAUGCAUUGUGGGGGAGGAGAGAGAGAAGAUACUCCAUCCCUCUUUUUAUUGGGCGCUGCCACUGAAAAGAAGAGGGUGGAGUGCUCAGUUGUUUUUCUCUGGCUUCAACGAUAGUUUGCCGAGUCUCUCCCGGUCUUGUGUGUAAACUGAUCCGUACAGGCUCCGUGUAUUUUCUUGGGAGAGAGAGAGAGGGGGAGGAGUGGGAGAAGAUACUCCAUCCCUCUUUUUCUUGGCCGCUUUACCGCGGGCGUUACAGUUCAACGUGCAGUUUCUUGCCAAUUCAUCAGGGCGGACUUAAUCCAACAGUGUGUUCGUCUUUGAAUAUGAAACACAUUUGAAUUCAUUCUGUAUUUACGUUAUUUGGGCGUGAAGAAAAUUAUCUUGUCGUGGGGAAAGUGUCAAACUUCCAUACCGUGUCAUAUUUCCCGGGAUUUAGAGCGUCGUUGCUCGCUCGCUCCCUUCGGCUUCUCACAAUGUUUUCUCUCCCGGGGAAGAACUGAACUUUUUACGGACGGUGACAACGUAGACAAUAGGACUUCGUUUGGGUUUUGGUUGUACAAAGAGAGGAGACGAACCGAUUAGGACUGCGAGUUCGUGUUCAACUACAAAUUCCUGAGAGAUGGCGUGGCGGUGGGUCCUGGCUGCCAUCUUGGCGACGUUGUCUCUCUCCCUCCUCGGCUCCGCCUACGAUGAGUUCACAUCCGACACCCUCAUCAACAAUGUAGUCCAGGACCCAAUCACCAGCCAGCUGUACGUGGGCACGGUCAAUGCCCUCUACCAACUGGACCAAUCCCUGCACCCCGAGGCACACACCAGAACAGGACCCGAACUGGACAACCGCCAGUGUACCCCGCCCGUGACUUCCUGUGAGGAAGCAGUGGAGACUGACAACCAUAACAAACUGCUCCUCAUCCAUCCAUCCAAAGACACCUUGAUAGUGUGUGGGAGUCUGUACAGAGGAAUCUGUUCUCUGAGGAACCUGUCUAAUGUGGAGCAGCUGCUGUACUUCAGCGAUACGAAAGGAGAGAAGUCGUACGUGGCCAGUGCUGAGGAGGGUGUGUCGGUAGUAGGGGUCAUGUCUUACUACUUCAACAAGGACAAGGGGAACUUCACCGUCUUCCUGGUGGCUAAGGGCUACGGCAGCCAUGACAGCACCAAGCUGAUCAGCACCCGUAUCCUCCAGGUCCAUAGUGACUGGGUGUUGUUCGACAGCAUCAUCGAGGCCUCGGCCGUCCAGUCCAACCCCUUCACACUGCGCUACCUCCAUGACUUCAGACACGUCUUCAAGGACGAGGGCUUUGUCUACUUCCUGUUCUCCAGAACGCUGGGCGCCCAGGAUUCAGGAACCAAGAACUUCACCUUUAUUUCCAGGAUGUGUGAGAACGACCACAACUACUACUCGUACACAGAGCUCCAGCUGAACUGCAGCGCGGGGAACAAGUACAACAAGGUUCAGGCAGCCUACGUGACCCUCCCAGGAGAAGCCCUGGCCAAGAAUAUGAGCUCCUCUGGCUGGUACGGACCGGUUGGAGCCCAGGAUAAGGUUGUGUUUGUGGUGUUCAGCUCGGACGACGACAGCUCCAGCUCGGCAGUGUGUAUGUACCCACUGAGGGCCAUCAACCAGAGACUGGUGGAGAUCAUAGGAGCCUGCUACAGCACCAAGGGACAAAUAAACAACAAGUCUGCUGUCUACUCACCGUACUCCUCCAAGUCAGACGAGCUGUGUAAAAUUGAAAAUGAGAAGGGCAUGGUGACCAAUCAAAAGUGUGGUGCUGAGUUCCUGCCCUCCCCGCUGGCCAGCAGGGCAGAGUUCGCCCUGGCAACCGACCCCGUUUUCACCAAGAAGGGCCUGAUGACCGCUGUGGCCGUCGCUGUGGAAACGGAGCACGCCGUUGCCUUCCUGGGGACUACUUUAGGAGAGGUGUUGAAGCUGCACCUGUCGACCAGUCCAGAGGUGUACGGCCGCGCCCCUGGGGAGAACACCGGGGACAAGGUCAACAAGAACCUGCUAUUUGACACCAGCCUCACACACCUCUACAUCACCACAGAGAAGAAGAUCACCAAGGUGCCAGUGCAGGCCUGCCACCUGAAGACAGACUGCCAGUCCUGUGUGGCACAGAAAGACCCCUACUGUGGCUGGUGUGUGCUGCAGGGCAAGUGUACCAGGAAGGGGAGACUGUCCCAGGGCUGA